GGUGUUAUCCGGAUUUCAUCGGACAUCCGGAUACCCCCGUUGUUGCCACGUUGUAGUCGCCAUCAUGGCCCCGACGACGAAAGGUGUCCAAGGAAACGAGGCCCCCGCUGGCCGUCAGCCGCGCGUGGCAAUCGUGUAUAAUGCUAACAGUAGCGUUACGAAACGACAAGUCAACCUGGCACAAUACUUGUCUGCGUGCAUGUCCCAGGGUGGAUGGUGUGAAAAGGUCCAUUUGGUGGCACUCCCGUCGCCGCACUCGUCUGCACCUGCGUCAGAGAGUGCAUCCUUCAAAGCCCGUCGGCGUGACGGUACCGUCUUGACGUCGUCGGAGGUUGUGCAGACAACGGACGUGUCUGUCCUCUUCCCAAGCGACGUCAUCUUCUUUUGCGUGGAUAUUCUGCAGCUCAACCAUGCAGCGGGCAUCGUCGCCAAGGCGAUUGAACUUCCCAAGGGGAAGAAACCCCAGCAGCAUGUAAUUGUACACCUGGGGGCGUCGCUCAAGCGUGUCGAAGGCUUUGAAAAGACGCAUUUCCCACACAAGAUUGUGCUUCAAGGUGGAGCAUGCUUUGAUGUUGUCCUCGACCUCAAUGGUAUUCUCACGCCGCUGUCAAACGGGUCCGUCUUCAUCGAACGCCUCUCGAAGGACAAGGAGCAGGCUCUCUUUUGCCUCGAUAUCAUCCAGAGUUGCGCAUUGCAAGUAAUUAGCCGCCGCAACUUGCGAGCGAUUCAUUGGUCCAACGCGAUGCUCACGUCGCUCUACGUCGUGUGUGCAUUGACCAACUUGACCGUGUCGGAGGCUCUUCGGGACCGCAAGUGCCGUCUCCUGUAUGCAGACAUGCUGCAUGAGAUCCUGGAGGUACUCGAUCGCGUCGCCAAAGACAAGCACUGGUCGUUGGAUCAAUCUGCGCACUGCUUUCUCCCCGUGCCGUCGAUUCUCGCGCUGUUGCCGCUGCCAAACGCGGUCUUUUCGAUCGUGACCAAGUUGUUUGACUUUGGCGUGACGUCGGGCACGUUGGACGAUAUCCCUCAACUCACGGCCGACCUGGUUGACGGUUUGACCACGGAACUCGUUUACGAGUACGACGACGUGUUUGAUCUCGCGUCAAGAUACAAUGUCAACGUCCGCACACUGCCGCAGCUCCAAACGCUCGUCAUUCAAGCGGCCAAAGCGAAGAAAGGAUCGCCCGCAUUGAGCUCGGCGGUGCUGUACUCGACCGUCCAACCGUCUUCCGCCAGUCGGAAGCACUCGAUGUGGCUGGUGCUCAAACUCAUGUUGACCAUCGUCUUCACGAUAGGAUUGAUCGUCAUGCUACGCUAGUGAAUGCAGUCAGGACGUCGACAACUGUGUUCGUGUGGCAUGGCAUUCCGCAAAAGAGAUGAAAGUGAGAGCAGGGCGCAUUGGAAACACUAUCUUGGCCAGUUGCAACCUCAACGACGACAGUCGCCACCAAUCGUUAGCUGAGUGAUUAUUUGUUGGCUGGUGUAGUCGC
Aphanomyces invadans is the source of this 1490-nucleotide messenger RNA. RefSeq lists its product as hypothetical. Gene Ontology annotation, molecular function: oxidoreductase activity. The transcript has 4 exons. Lineage: Eukaryota; Oomycota; Saprolegniomycetes; Saprolegniales; Verrucalvaceae. Bases 65 to 1318 code for a protein of 417 amino acids. The record is from RefSeq and is a predicted model, not a curated record.